Molecule: messenger RNA, 1342 nt
Organism: Linderina pennispora
Lineage: Eukaryota; Fungi; Kickxellomycota; Kickxellomycetes; Kickxellales; Kickxellaceae
Product: concanavalin A-like lectin/glucanase
Exons: 2
Coding region: 259-1032 (257 amino acids)
Biological process (GO): carbohydrate metabolic process
Molecular function (GO): hydrolase activity, hydrolyzing O-glycosyl compounds
Source: RefSeq, a predicted model, not a curated record
AUGCGGUCCAGCGCAUCAUUCCAGUAGUGGGCAGAUUGGGUGGCCAAAAGGGCUGGCUUCUCUGUGUCGGCGCGUAUAUAAUGCCGACGUGCUGCCGCCCUCCUGAUUUGCACAGUAGGUCAUUCACUCUUCUCGACUCUUCUUACACAUCAAGCCCUUUGCGCUGCGACAUCUAUUUUGCCAUUCACGCCCGUAAACGCCAGCCUCUUGUUUAUUAACCCUUCAUAUCCAUUUACCAACCAGCGCUCUAUUAUUAAUAUGAAAGUGACAAGCAGGUCAAUCGUCGCCACACUUGUGGCAUCUGCUAUCGGCACCACAGCCUCGGUGGUGGAUCUUUCUGGUGGGCACCCAGCCGGUGUAAGCGGGCUACAGGGCAUGAAAGACGCACAAAUGGCCAACACCACUAGGACGGUGCGGUCAUUGCAGACACGCGAUACACGCUACACCUGCGACAGCGCUUUCAUCGACUUCUCAAAGCCUGAUGCGCUCAGCAAGUUCAGCGUGGCAUGGUGCCCGCAAAACACAUACCUGACUGGCACAUCGGUGGCCAUGCGCCUGACGCCCGAGUGUGGCACGACCAUGAUCUACCCGUGGGACUUCAAGCACGGCAAGAUGGAGGCACGGGUGCGCAUGGCCGCUGGAAGUGGUGUGGUGUCGACGAUUCUGUUGGCCGGGCCUGAGCCUGCCGAUGAACUCGAUGUCGAGUGGACAAUGUACUUUGCCAAAGGCCAGCGCGUGGAUCCCAAUGCCUGGUACUUUCAUACGCCUGGGGACGUCCCGCAGGACAUGUCGGCCACAUACCACAACUAUGCCAUUGAGGUGACCCAGAACACUAUAAAGUGGUGGAUUGACGACUGGCUGGUCCGCACUCUGAACCGCGUCGAUGGCGUUCCAUUCCCAAGCGAUGCCAGCCGUGCCCGCAUGGGUGUUUGGGAUGGCUCCAAGCAAGGCGGAUGGGCUGGCACUGUCGACUGGAGCAAGGGGCCAUUUAUUGCCGAAAUGCAGUGGUUCAAGUUCACACCAUACUGCUAGAUAGCUGCUUUCCACGUUUCGUCAAUCUCAGUUGUACACAACCAUUCUAGCAGCAAAGUUUUGUGCUUGGCGUUGGCAUCAGGGUCCUGUUUGGUGCCGGAGCCAUAGAAAGCCAAGGCAGCUCUACAGUCGAUCCGUGUAAUGGCCACAAAGUGAGCAGCUCGGCACCCAAAGAUCAGUUCACCGAUCACAUACCGUAUAUCCAUGGUUCUUGGUGCUCAUGUACUCAUUGGUUGCAGCCAGAGACCAGUAGCAGCCUUUGCAGAUUCUGUGAGACAAGUGUAUUUUUUUUAACUAAAAGGCUAAUGCU